This is a messenger RNA of Sceloporus undulatus (fence lizard), 415 nucleotides long. RefSeq names its product protein ECT2-like. Gene Ontology annotation, molecular function: guanyl-nucleotide exchange factor activity; GTPase activator activity. Gene Ontology annotation, biological process: activation of GTPase activity; nervous system development; regulation of cytokinesis, actomyosin contractile ring assembly. The annotation marks the transcript as partial. Gene Ontology annotation, cellular component: nucleus; cell cortex. Lineage: Eukaryota; Metazoa; Chordata; Lepidosauria; Squamata; Phrynosomatidae. The transcript has 3 exons. The record is from RefSeq and is a predicted model, not a curated record.
GAAGAGAAAUGCUAUUUUAACAAUGGCUGACAAUAGCACACUUGUGGCUGAAACUGGGAAGAGCAUCUUGGCAGAUUCUUCUAUUCUUGACUCCAGAAUUAAUGAAACUUCCAAGGAAAACAUAUUCACUCGAUUUACUUCAGAUGGGGAAGAGGAAAUGCCCCAAGUUGAAACCAGGGUUGUUCUAGUUCAGGAAGCUGCAAAAUCUGAAGAACUUCUGAAAGCUUUAGAGGAAAUAAAAGUGCCCUACAUAAAGACGGAGACAGUGGAUGAGUAUCAGGACUCUGAAUCACUGGAGUUUGAGACGAUUUUUGUGGUAGCAGAUUUUCAGCAUUCUGUUUUCAAUGAAUUGUACAAGGCAGACUGCAGAAUCCUUGGGCCUCCAGUAGUAUUGCAGUGUGCCAGAAAAGGCGAG